Molecule: messenger RNA, 1090 nt
Organism: Pygoscelis adeliae (Adelie penguin)
Lineage: Eukaryota; Metazoa; Chordata; Aves; Sphenisciformes; Spheniscidae
Gene: FANCL
Product: Fanconi anemia, complementation group L
Exons: 13
Coding region: 1-1044 (347 amino acids)
Biological process (GO): protein monoubiquitination; interstrand cross-link repair
Cellular component (GO): nucleus; Fanconi anaemia nuclear complex
Molecular function (GO): ubiquitin protein ligase activity
Source: RefSeq, a predicted model, not a curated record
AUGUUUAUUUUCAAGGGUAGAGACUUCCAUAUCAGGGUACUGUUACCAAUGGAUUUGCAACUGAAAAAUGCAAGGAUAGAGUGUAGCUGGCACCUAAAGAAGAUACUGCAUGGAUAUCAGCAUAUUUUAAAGCAGAGGUUGCAGAGCUGUCCAGAUCUUGCCAGUUUUAUGGUGGAGCUGAAAACUAUUUUGGAAAUUGCUUUAAAGAAUACACAAGACCUGCAUAUACCACGGCCGCCAGAAUACUACUCCUGUCUUGUCAGAGAUCUGGAAAUACUGGGUUGGAAUAAAGUCGCAUAUGUGGAUACUGGUCUUACCACAAUCAAGCUAAAAGCUGAAGACUCUUGUGGUCGACAGCAUCUCAUCACGCUGAAGUUAAACGCAAAGUAUCCAACAGAACCACCGGAUUGCCUCGUGGAUUUUCCUGUUCAGUUUGCUAUUUCUUGGAUGCCACAGAACUCCUUAACAGACGUCUACGAUCAGUUCCUGGCGGCAUUAGAAUCGCUGAAAGAAUUCUGGGAUGCCAUGGAUGAAAUUGAUGGGAAGACAUGGGUGCUCGAGCCGGAAAAUCCCACACGGAGUGCUACGACAAGAAGAAUUGCAAUAGGGAGCAAUGUCUCGGUGAACAUAGAGGUAGAUCCCCGGCAUCCAGACAUGCUCCCCGAGUGUUAUUUUCUUGGAGCAGAUCACGCGGUCAACCCUUUGAGAAUUAAGCUGAACAACAAUAUGCACUUAUGGGAUCCAGAAAUCAGUUUGUUACAAAACUUGAAAGACCUCUUAGAAAUUGAUUUUCCAUCUCGUGCCGUGUUAGAAAAAAGCGAUUUUGCGAAGGACUGUGGAAUCUGCUAUGCCUAUCGACUCGAUGGCGCUACUCCGGAUCAAGUGUGCGAUGAUCCCCGAUGCGGACAGCCUUUUCAUCAGGCUUGCCUGUAUGAGUGGCUACAAGGUCUUCCUUCUAGCAGACAGAGUUUUCAUGUCAUCUUUGGUGAAUGUCCAUAUUGUAAUAAGCCACUGACACUGAAAUCUUCAAUGAAGAAACUUUGAGAAAAAAACGCGUGAUGGGAACACCGCUGCACUUACACUGAGGACG